This is a messenger RNA of Aureobasidium musti, 879 nucleotides long. The record is from the annotation of a GenBank genome assembly. NCBI's taxonomy places the organism in Eukaryota, Fungi, Ascomycota, Dothideomycetes, Dothideales, Saccotheciaceae.
AAUACUUGGAAGCUGUAUUCUCGAGAUGAAACUGUAAGAGCCAUCUUGACCUUCUACCAACAACUCACAAAACAUCCAUAUUUAGAUGAAACGGCUCUCAAGAUUGCUCCUGCCCCUGGGUGGGACAACAUCGAUCAAGAAGCUCUCGGAGCCAUCGGUAAGACCGAUACUGUAAUCGAUCUACUGCGCNAUCUACCAUAUCUUGAUGGACGCAGUGAUGGAUACCUUAUAGCAUAUGAAACCGUCCCAGUCGACUUCACCAUCGAGUCGACAGCAAUGACCGAAGAGGUCUAUCCCAUACCUGGCCACUGCGUCUAUCUCACCGAGGGUCUGGGUCGAGAAGGAUACCGUCUAAUUGUAGAUACUGAGAAAGGCACCACAACAGCUUUCAGCAUCAUGGACUACGACCUCUCCACCGCAGAUCGAAUUGACCACGAAAACCAGCCAGAGAUCGAGCAAUGGAGAGCGCACCGCACCCUUCCCACCAUAGAAUUCUUUGCCGCAUGGACACUUCGGUAUGAAAAGUUGGUGUGGUUCAUGUCUCCCCGUCCCUACCUAGCAGCAGGUGAAUUCCACUCUAAGGCACAGAGUCGACAGCAAGAAGAGGAACUAUGCCACCAAGAGCCGACACAGUGGAUUCCUGAUCUGUCUGAAGCUGAGGAGAUGGAAAACGAGGAUGCCAGGGAAUGGAAGAUCUUGAACAUCAAGUAUCCUGCUAUAUCAGNNGAUGUAUAUAACACAUAUCUUCGAUAUGGGUGGGGAAGCGAAAGUUUUGACAAGCAGGCCUGUAAAGUCACGUUGCUUGAGAUGGAGAAGGCUUUUAGCAAAGAGCAGAGGCAUCUCAUGGAUAAAAACGAUCCGGAUGCUGAUAUGUUCGAC